AUGAAGUUGACAUACUAUGCUGCCCUUGCGGCUUUGGCCGCCUCUACUGUUUCGGCCCAUUCUCUGUUCCAACAGCUUUGGGUCGACGGAGUCGAUAUGAUAUCCCAAUGCGUCCGUACGCCUCCAUCCAACUCCCCUGUGACAAACGUUGGAAGUAGCGACAUUAGAUGCAACGUCGGCGGAACAAAGGGUAUCUCGGGCAAGUGCGCCGUUAAGCCGGGCUCAACAGUCACAGUUGAGAUGCACGCGCAACCUGGAGACCGAGGCUGUUCGCAAGAGGCCAUUGGUGGCGCCCAUUACGGUCCCGUGAAUGUGUAUCUAUCCAAGGUCAACGACGCUGCGACAGCCGAUGGCUCAGCUCAGUGGUAUAAGAUUUUCGCCGAUUCGUGGUCCGCCAAGGCAGGAGGAAACUCAGGAGACGACGACAACUGGGGCACCAAAGACCUCAACGCAUGCUGCGGCAAGAUGGACGCCACCAUUCCCGCCGAUACUCCAGCCGGUGACUACUUGUUGAGGGCCGAAGUCAUCGCUCUACACACAGCUGCCUCAUCGGGCGGUGCUCAAUUCUACAUGUCCUGCUAUCAGCUCACCGUCACGGGUGGUUCCAGUACUGCCGCCGUGCCCGCCGGCGUCUCGUUCCCAGGGGCGUAUAAGGCAAGCGACCCCGGAAUCCUCUUCAACGUCCACGCCAAGGUGGCCUCGUACGUGAAUCCCGGCCCGACCGUUGUCGCCGGUGGUGUGAACAAGACUCCUGGCGGGGUUUGCGAAGGCUGCGCGAAGACGUGUACGGCCGGAAAAGGGGCCGUCGGCACUGCCAUUGGGUUGCCGGCUCCGGUGGAGACGGGAGCGACUCCAGGGGCUGGCGCCGGCUGCGCCCAGACUCAGUACCAGCAGUGUGGAGGCUCGGGUUACACCGGAUGCACGACCUGUGCUACGGGCACUUGCAAGGCGCAGUCCCAGUAUUAUUCGCAGUGCAUUUAAGUGUUUGAGUUGCUGAGAGCAUCAUAUCCAUGUCAUUCGGAACAAGGCAACCUUAUUCAGAAGGGGGCACAUGCAAGUCGAGAGUUAGGGUCACAUACAGCACAUUGAGUUCAUCGGGGCGAGGCUCUGUCCAUGUCUGUUACGAGUUAACCCCUACCCAUAGUAUUUGGCGUAUGAGAAUAUAAAGUUAAAAUAUCGUCG
Molecule: messenger RNA, 1182 nt
Organism: Pseudomassariella vexata
Lineage: Eukaryota; Fungi; Ascomycota; Sordariomycetes; Amphisphaeriales; Pseudomassariaceae
Product: glycosyl hydrolase family 61-domain-containing protein
Exons: 5
Coding region: 1-981 (326 amino acids)
Biological process (GO): carbohydrate metabolic process
Cellular component (GO): extracellular region
Molecular function (GO): cellulose binding
Source: RefSeq, a predicted model, not a curated record